CCAUCAUGCCAUUGUUUUCCAAAAAGAUAGUCCCUACUGACAUUACUGCCAGUAUUGAAAAGGCCACCUAUGGCAACGAGCUUGACUGGGCUCUUGUUUUUCAAAUCUGCGAUUCCGUCAAUUCCACUGAUUUGGGUGCGAAAGAAGCACGUAAGCUAUUACAAAAGAAAAUGAUGUCGAACGAUCCCAACACACAAGUCUUGGCUCUUGAGAUUUUAAACUCGUUAGCAGAAAACUGUACUGCAAAGUUUCAAACACAAUUAGCCGCCAAGUCGUUUGGUGAAGACCUUUACCACUUGGCUUCGUCCAAGACGAUGGAUGAUAGAGUGCAUGGUAAAUUAGCACAGUGCUUGGAGACAUGGUAUGGACAGUUUGGAAAUGACGUUAAUUUCGGAGCUAUUCGAAGAGCUCAUGAUAUUAUGCUAAAUCAUGUUACACCUAAACAAGGGCGACAACCCUCCCUGCCAAGACAACCUGUGGAUGUAAAGGGGGAUAUUGAGCUUGCAAAGAACAGUGCGCAAUUAUUCUCUCAGACGCUUUCUUUCACCGACCCAACAGUGGAAGAUAUCUCCAAGAAUGAGCUUAUUCAGGAGUUUUAUGGAAAAUGCAAGCAGGCACAGCAAUUGUUGGCCUCUCAUUUAGAAACCUGUGAAGAUUCCGACGUCAUAUCUGGAUUGAUUAAUGCUAAUAAUGAACUUUUGAGUUGCUUUAAAUCUUAUGAUGAGAUGCUUGAACAGCAUGCUGUCAAUGAAGCUACUGUCAAUUCGCAAACACUUUAUCAACAUACGCGUGGUCAGGAUCAAAUCGUUCCUUGUCCAACCGCUACUGUCCUUGUGGAUGAUAAACAAAUGAAGCCUCAACCAGAUCAAUUAGCUCUUCAAGAAUGGUUUGCAAAGAAGGACGAUUUCAGUCACUCCAACAAGGAUAGAGUCGUCAUCGAUUGGAUGAACGAUGUCGAACGAUCUUCCAAAAAUAUCUUCAACAAGAUUCAAUUCAAAUCAGACGCUGGAAAACGUUGGGCUAACUCCAUCACAUCAAAUACAUCACUUCUUCCACCCGAUGAUACCUGUCGUAAGCAUUAUGUGCCCAGAAGAUUAUUACUCUCUCGAUCUCCCAUUUUAGGCGACUAUCAGACCACCAAUCGACCUUCCGCGGCCAUGGUAGAGAACCAAAUUGCCAUGACGGCGAUGGCUACAUCGGGUCAGCGUACACCUAUUCUGGGUUUAGCACAACUGAUUGGAAUGAUCAUGACUUCGAACAAACAACUAGAGCAACGAUUAGUCGACCGUGCAGAAGAGUUGGAAUCUGUACUUCACCAAGAGAUAAAGAAACGUCAGUUAGUGGAAGAUACAAUGCAUAAGUUGGAAUCCGUCUAUAAAGAGCAGUUACAACAACAAUCAUUGCAAAUGGAUCAAAAGGAAGAAACGAAUCAAACUUUAUUAGCCCAAUUGGAACAAGCCAUGAAACGCGAUCCAUUGUUUACGUCUACUAAUCUGUCCUCAACUCCUUCUAAUAAUAAUAAUCGGAAACGACCUUCUGUGCUCAUCAGUAGUAAACGACCUCCUCCUCCCUCCUCCGCCACCAAAACCAAAAGACCUUCUACCUCUGUAAAACCAUCAACACCAACCGCUGUAAGUACGAGAAAGCCUUCCUCUCUGCUUUCUAAAACCCAACCGAUGACAGCUCAAAAACCCGUGUCAGGAAGAGCCUCUGUUGUACCUUCUUCUAAAACCGCCCUCUUGUCAAGACCUUCUGUUGUUCCUGUGACAAGACCUUCCCCUAAUCCUGUGACAAGACCUUCCCUCAAUCCUGUGACAAGACCUACUCCAACCUCCCGAAGACCUACUGUUGUGCCUUCUGCUACACUUGCCUCCAAAAAGCAAACCAUUCUAAACUCUACACGAGCCUUGGGGAGACCUUCAUUAGCUGUACCGAAAAAGACAACACGUCUCUUGUAAAAUGUAUAUGUUUAUUCCAUUUCUCUCUCUCUCUCUCUUAACUCUUUUUUUUUUUUCUCGUUGUUUUAUUUUCUAUAUAUAUAUCACCCAUUUUUCUUAUAUCAUAACACAUAUAUCCCACACACACCCAUCUAGCUAUAGUUCUUAUACAUUUUUUUUUUUUUUUACCAAGAAACUUAUCUCUUUACCUUGUAUAUAUUAUAUAAAAAAAACCUUGUUCUCUCUCUCUCUCUUUUUGUUUCCUAUUAGAAUUUAAACAUGUGCAAAGAAAGUUUUCGUAUCACACUGAUAAAUGUUUGGAGCUUUUUUCGGGGUUGUAAAGACGCGCCCAGCCAAAAAAAAAAAGUUUUUUUUAUAAUUGGGAGUGGUACUACAUUUAUAAAAAGUCUAUUUGACACCACAUGCAUUAAAAACUCUUGGACCACACCAUUUCUCGAUAAAAAGCACCUGCAUAAUAUAAUUUUGUAAGCUAUUAAAUUAAAAUG
Mucor mucedo is the source of this 2443-nucleotide messenger RNA. RefSeq lists its product as uncharacterized. Gene Ontology annotation, cellular component: actin cortical patch. Gene Ontology annotation, biological process: actin filament organization; actin cortical patch localization; endocytosis. Gene Ontology annotation, molecular function: phosphatidylinositol binding; ubiquitin binding. The transcript has 9 exons. Bases 6 to 1958 code for a protein of 650 amino acids. The record is from RefSeq and is a predicted model, not a curated record. Lineage: Eukaryota; Fungi; Mucoromycota; Mucoromycetes; Mucorales; Mucoraceae.